Messenger RNA from Acanthosepion pharaonis, 1011 nucleotides. The record is from the annotation of a GenBank genome assembly. NCBI's taxonomy places the organism in Eukaryota, Metazoa, Mollusca, Cephalopoda, Sepiida, Sepiidae.
AUGAUACACAUCUUGGAUCACCAGAAAGUGGUAUCAAGUGGAAAAAUAAUUUCUUCUUCUCCCACCAUUUUCCUAUCUUCCAUAUUUUUCUCUUUCUUCUUCCUCAUUUUUCUAUCUUUCACAGUUUUCUUCUUUUUCUUCACCUUACACUUCCACCAUUUUUUCUUUCUUUCACAUUCUUUCUCUUCCAUUUUUCUAUCUGCCACAUUCUUUUUCUACUUCUUCACUAUUUUCCUAUCUUCCAUAUUCGUGUUCUUAUUCCAUUUUCUAUCUUCCAUAUUUUUCUUCUUCUUCUUUCACAUUUCUUUUUUGCCCACUUUUUUAUCUUCUUCUUCUUCCCCCAUUUUCCCAUCUUCAACAUCCUUCUUCAAUUUUUCUAUCUUCUACUCUUUUUCUGUCUUCCACAUGCUUCUUCUUUCAUGUUUAUAUAUUACACUUUCUUCUUCCAUUUUUCUAUCUUCCUCAUUAUUCUCUUCAUCUUCUUCUCCUUCGCCCAUUUUUCUUUCCUUCUUCUUCUUCUCCCCUUCUCCUUCUUCUCCCAUUUGUUUGUUUGUUUGCUUCUUCUUCUUCUUCUUCUUCUUCUUCUUCUUCUUCUUCUUCUUCUCCUUCUCCUCCUCCCACUUUUCUAUCUUCCACAUUUUUCUUCUUUGUCUUCUUCUACCAUUUUUCUAUCUUCUUCAUUCCUCUUUUUCCACCAAUUUUACACUUUCCACAUUCUUCUUCAUCUUCAUUCUUUCCUCGGCUUGUAUUAUCCUUCUUUUACUUCUUCAUCACCCCUCCCACCGGCUUGUUCUCUUUUUUUUUGUCUUCAUUUUCUUUCUCUUUCUUUUCUCUAUACUCCCUUCUAUGAUUCAUGGCAAUAUUGUUUUUUACCUUCUCCUUUUUCUCUCUUUUCUUUCUUCUUCUUACUUUUUACUCAACUGUCCUCUUAGGCCCUUUAUUUUUCUCUCACCAUUUCCUCUCCUUAAAUCACUUUCUCCUUUUUCUUUUACUUUUUUGUUACAUUCAUGA